Messenger RNA from Castor canadensis (American beaver), 693 nucleotides. Lineage: Eukaryota; Metazoa; Chordata; Mammalia; Rodentia; Castoridae. The record is from RefSeq and is a predicted model, not a curated record.
AUGAAGAAUUCGAUGCUGGAGGUGGUGUCCCUGCUGCUGGAGAAGUUGCUCCUCAUCUCCAACUUAAGGCUCUUCAGUUCGAGCGCUCUGGGUGAAGACAAAGGGAGGAACAGUUUUUAUGAGGUCAACUCUUUCCUUCGCGGCGACGUGCUGGAGGUGCCCCGGACCCACCUGACUCACUAUGGUAUCUACCUGGGUGACAACCGUGUCGCCCACCUAAUGCCUGACAUCUUGUUGGUGCUGACCAACGACAAGGGACGCACUCAGAAGGUGGUCUCCAACAAGCGUCUCCUCCUGGGCGUCAUCGUCAAGGUGGCCAGCGUCCGCGUGGACACAGUAGAGGACUUCGCCUAUGGAGCCAACAUCCUCGUCAAUCAUCUGGAUGAGUCCCUCAAGAAGAAGGCGCUGCUCAAUGAGGAGGUGGCCGAGAGAGCUGAGAAGCUGCUGGGCCUUACCUCCUAUAGUCUACUAUGGAACAACUGCGAGCACUUUGUGACCUACUGUAGAUACGGCACCCCGCUCAGCCCCCAGGCGGAAAAGUUUUGUGAGAUUGUGAAGAUUAUCAUUCGUGAUCAGAGAAGUGUCCUUGCUUCUGCACUCUUGGGACUGGCAUCCAUUGUCUGCAUGGGUCUGAUGUCAUACGCCACCCUUCCUGCGAUUUUCAUCCCAUUCUUCUUAUGGAUGGCUGGCUAG